Molecule: messenger RNA, 3302 nt
Organism: Myxocyprinus asiaticus (Chinese sucker)
Lineage: Eukaryota; Metazoa; Chordata; Actinopteri; Cypriniformes; Catostomidae
Product: cartilage acidic protein 1-like
Exons: 15
Coding region: 132-2018 (628 amino acids)
Biological process (GO): axonal fasciculation
Molecular function (GO): calcium ion binding
Source: RefSeq, a predicted model, not a curated record
CAAGCUCUUACACAAAGCGGCAGCAUUGAAGUUGUGUAAGGAGCGAAAAACCACCAUAUAAAACAGAAGUCCCGCAUCAUUUUGCGUAUUUUUCAAUCAAGUGACCUACUGGAAACACUGGGAGUGUGGAGAUGAGGGUGUGGUGGGCGUGUCUUCUCUGUUUGGGGCUGUCUGGUCUCUCUCAAGCUCAGCCCAUGUUCUCUGUUACCACGGAUACAGUUCUGCCUCCUCAUGCUCUUCACAACCCCACCCAACUGAAUUAUGGGAUGGCGGUGACGGAUGUGGAUGGAGACGGGGACCUGGAGGUGGUGGUGGCCGGGUAUAAUGGCCCAAACUUAGUUCUGAAGUACGACAGUACCCAGAACAAGCUGGUCAACAUUGCCGUGGAUGACCGCAGUUCUCCGUAUUACGCCCUGAGAGACCCGCAGGGAAACGCCAUCGGAGUGACAGCCUGCGAUGUGGACGGAGACGGCAGAGAGGAGAUUUACUUCCUCAACACCAACAAUGCAUUCUCUGGUCGGGCGACGUACGCAGACAAACUGUUCAAGUUCCGUAAUGGUCGUUUUGAGGAUCUGCUCAGUGAUGACAUCAACGUGCAGAGAGGAGUAGCCAAUCGCUUGGCAGGACGCUCUGUUGCUUGUGUUGACAGAAAGGGUACAGGUCGAUACUCUAUAUAUGUGGCGAACUACGCCAGUGGAAACGUGGGGCCGCAUGCACUGAUAGAGAUGGAUGAAGCUGCCAGUGAUGUGGAGAGGGGCGUCAUAGCUCUGUCUGAUGUUGCACCACAAGCUAACAUUAACAAAUACACAGGUGGGCGUGGCGUGAUUGUCGGACCAAUCCUCAGCCAAACAAGAUCAGACAUCUUUUGCGACAAUGAAAAUGGACCCAACUUCCUGUUCCAAAACAAUGGUGAUGGAACGUUCAAAGAUGUUGCCGCAGAGGCAGGAGUUGAAGACCGGUAUCAGCAUGGCAGAGGUGUGGCGCUCGCUGACUUUAACGGUGAUGAAAAGACAGACAUCGUUUAUGGUAACUGGAACGGUCCACACCGACUCUACCUGCAGGACCAAAAACAGAGAUUCAAGAACAUCGCCACUCAGGCUUUCGCAUCUCCAUCACCCAUUCGUACCGUCAUCACCGCCGACUUUGACAAUGAUCUCCAGCUCGAGGUCUUCUUCAAUAAUAUCGCAUACAGAGGAAACGCCCCCAACCGAAUCUUCAGGGUGUCCAGGAAACAGAAUUCUGACCCUGAGGUCACAGAGCUGGAUGUGGGCGACGCCUCGGAGCCUCAGGGGCGGGGCACAGGUGCCACGGUAACAGACUUUGAUGGUGAUGGGCUGUUGGAUUUGUUGGUCGCUCACGGUGAGAGUGCGUCACAGCCUAUCUCUGUGUUUAAGGUUAAUCAGAGCUCCAGUAAUAAGUGGUUGCGUGUGGUUCCGCGCACUCGUUUCGGGGCAUACGCUCGCGGAGCAAAGGUGGUGAUGUACACGAAACACAGCGGCGUGCACACACGUAUCAUCGACGGAGGGUCGGGGUACCUGUGCGAGAUGGAGCCUGUGGCUCACUUCGGAUUAGGGAGCGAUGAGGCCACCAGCAUUGCAGUCUAUUGGCCAGAUGGACGUUCAAUGGUCAGACCGCUCGAGUCUGCUGAUAUGAACACGGUUAUUGAGAUUGCAUACCCUAAUGAAGGGGAGGAGUCAGCCCUCACGUCUGACGCACAGUGUGGAGAGGGGUUUACAGUGAAUACAAACGGCCGCUGUGUUGAUAUAAACGAGUGCAGGCAGGUGCCAGCGGUGUGUCCUAACACUCGUCCAGUAUGCACUAACACAUACGGUCAUUAUAAGUGCAGUCCCAAGAAGAGAUGUGCUCAGGGCUACAAGCCCAGCAGAGAUGGGCGAGUGUGUGUGGCUGUGGCCUCCAGAUAUGAGAGCAGCGUCUCUUCCUCUCCUGUCUGUUGCAGUCUUCAUCUUCCUCUGCUUCUGGUCUCAGUGCUGAGUGUGUCUGGAGUUCAGUGUGUCUGAUCAUCAGGCUGCAUGCUCAUUAUGAAUGUGUUUUACUCAGGACUGCACGCAGCAGGUGCUAUUCAGCAUCUGUAGCCCUGUCGCUCUGGUCAGUCAUUGGAUCUGUUCGAUUCACUCUGUCAGCAUGCUAAAAGACACCUCAGAGUUAUUACAUGAUGUAAACAGGUUCUUCUGGUCUGUAAACCCUGCUGAAAAUCCAGCUAAAACCAGCUUAUGAUGAUGGUAGGGGUUUCACAUGGUUGCUAGCAGGUCAUCUAUGGUCAUUAGCUGGUCCAAGCUGGCAUAGAUGUUGUGUCAGCUGGAGUCUUUUUACAGUAGGAGACUCUGGCUCAGUCUGUGUAUAUAAAACAGUAGUUUAGAUGUUUAUAGUUUAUAUGAUGUACCCUAAAAUCAACCCCAUUCAGACAAAUUACUGACAUUUUUGCAUCAAUUUAAGUGUGAACAUAUUUCCCUCUAGCAUUACUGAUAGCGCAUCACAUGAACAGCCUUACAAGAUACGAGUUCUGGUCUAUUGGGAACUAGGAAGUAACUGCAUUCACAUAAACAAUGGUAAACGUGAUUUGGAGGUUGUAUUUUCGCUCUAAAAUAAAAUUUGUACUCCACUGGUGCUUAGGUUUAGGGUUGGAGUUUGGUUUGGGGAUACAUAUUAUGAACAGAAAUAUGCAUUCCUGUUGACUGUAUUACAUCAUUUACAGGUUGCUUUACAACUUGCUUUUGGCGCCACUCAGUGGACAUUUUACACGGAAACUUGCGCUUACAUGUGCUUUUGAACAUCGCUUCCAGCUUCAGCCACAAGGGGCAGUAGUUCAAAUUUUGGUAAAAACAGACUGAUUUUACUACUGUUGCUGAAAUUCCAAUUUGUCCAAUUUGAGAGCUCAGAUGCCUUAUUUUGAAUAUCUACUGUAACAGAAUAUUUAUUGUUCAUAAGUGCUUUGAGAGAAGCUCGUUCACAGUGGCUCAUGCGUUCAUGCAAAGAUCUUGUGAUGUUUAGUGCUAAAAACAAUGUGUGAACAAGUUAUUGUGUGAACAUUUGUGCCACUGUAAACAAGCAUCUCUCAUUCACUCAUGAACACACAACCGAUGUCAAGAUUUUCACUGAAAAAUGACUUAAAUUUCGGGUUGUUUCUCACCAAAACCAAUCAAAUGUCUUUAGAGGACUUGGAAUGACACGGGAUUCGCAUGGACUACUUUUACUUUUUGUUUCUUUUUUAAGCUUUAAAGUGAGGCACUACACAGCCAUUCUGUUGAAAUAACGGAUUGCGAUAUUAAAGUUCAUCAACAGUG